UUCAACACCAGUCGAGCAGUCCAGUUGUAGCAGUCUGCUUGAUCUCACCUCCAGUCUACCAGCGCAACAAGACUGGACACCGUGCGACUGACACGGUCGAUGUCCGCAGAAAAUGCCCGGAAAGUGACUCCGGAGACCGGCACGACUGUCCGGACGUUGGCGCUGGAUUCUUUGGAGGUUCUCUGACCGACGACCCCGAGUCUCCUGCGCCGUAUCCGCAGCAUUAGGCCUCAUGGAGCUGGGGACUCGACGCCUGCUUUGCACAAGGGAGCUCGAUCCAUGCCCGGUUCCCAGCAAACAACCGUAAAGGGUGGGAACCUUUCUUACCCUUCAGUUCCCUAUUCCCAGACCCCUGUAAAUUGCCCCGUGGUGAUAUUUUCUUCUCCCCUCUGUGGCCCACAACAUGAUUGGCAAGCUGAAACAGAACUUGCUGGUGGCCUGUCUGGUCGUCAGUUCGGUCACGGUCUUCUACCUGGGCCGCCAUGCCAUGGAGUGCCACCAUCGUAUUGAGGAACGCAGCCAGCCAGGUGGGAUCCUGCCUCUGUCAGCACUAGGGGGCAGCAUGAGGACCACCUUACGGACAGGCCAGAAUCUCAGCACACCCUUUGUUUACAACAAAGACAUGCCACUUAUCUUCAUCGGUGGGGUGCCUCGCAGUGGAACCACACUAAUGCGAGCCAUGCUGGACGCCCAUCCCGAGGUGCGCUGUGGAGAAGAAACCCGCGUCAUCCCGCGUAUUUUAGCCAUGAAGCAGAUGUGGAGUCGCUCAGGCCGGGAGAAAAUGCGGCUGGAUGAGGCCGGUGUGACAGAUGAGGUGCUGGACGCCGCCAUGCAGGCCUUCCUGCUGGAAAUCAUUGUUAAACAUGGAGAGCCUGCCAACUUUCUCUGUAACAAGGACCCUUUUGCUCUGAAGUCACUUUCCUACCUGGCCAAGAUCUUUCCACGUGCCAAGUUUGUUCUCAUGAUUCGUGAUGGCCGGGCUUCAGUGCACUCCAUGAUCUCAAGGAAGGUGACAAUCGCUGGCUUUGACCUGGGCAGCUACCGGGACUGUCUUACUAAGUGGAAUCGGGCCAUAGAGACCAUGUACACCCAGUGCCUGGAGGCAGCAGACAAAUGUCUACCUGUGCACUAUGAACAGUUGGUCCUUCACCCUGAGAAAUGGAUGAGGACACUGCUGAAAUUCCUCGACAUUCCUUGGAAUGAUGCCGUCCUCCACCAUGAGGAGCUUAUUGGGAAAGCUGGAGGAGUGUCUCUUUCUAAGGUGGAGAGAUCCACAGACCAGGUCAUCAAGCCCGUCAAUGUGGAGGCCUUGUCCAAGUGGGUGGGGAAAAUCCCAGCUGAUGUGGUGAGGGACAUGGCCGUCAUUGCCCCUAUGCUGUCCAGACUGGGUUACGAUCCCCAUGCCAACCCUCCCAACUAUGGCCGGCCUGACCCCAAAGUCCUGGACAACACCAGAAGGGUCUUUAAAGGUGAAUUUCAGCUACCAGAUUUCCUUAAAGAACAAUCACAGAUUCAGAAGUCUGCAGAGAGGCCCAACCCCAGUUAGGAGCAGAGGGAGUGCCAGCAGGACAACACAGGGCUGGGUGCAGUGGGGCUGAAAAUCAUGGACCCCGUCUCACCAUCCCACCAGCUGUGUUGGCCUGGGCACCUCUCAAAGGUCACGUGACCCCAGCAGACCAGAGUCAGACGCUCCUCCUGCGGGCGGCCACCACUCCUCGUCUACGGAGAACUCGUGGCCUUCGAUGUUGUACUGUACAAAAAGAAAAAAAAAUACUAAUACUUCUCACACUCACAGAAUGUCUGCUGAUUGUUACUUUUUCCGUGUCACAUCAUGCUCAUCGAUUUUUAGAAAUGAUUUCUGGCUAUUUAGAAAACAAAACUCUGUGAUUCUGUUGUAAGAAACUGCAGUGAACUGAAAUCGCAAGACGUAUUUAUGAAUGGAAAAUUAGCUUUUGGAAGAUGCAAUACCUAUUUUAAUGUUACAUUUUUUUUUUUUCAUGCCUUUGUAUUGUGCAAUGUCAUGGGUACUGAUCAGUUUGAAGUAUCAACCGUGAUAAACAAUGCUUUUUUAAAAA
Acanthopagrus latus (yellowfin seabream) is the source of this 2075-nucleotide messenger RNA. It is a transcript of the gene tpst1, whose product is annotated as tyrosylprotein sulfotransferase 1. Gene Ontology annotation, cellular component: Golgi apparatus. The transcript is spliced from 6 exons. The coding region runs from base 404 to 1546 and encodes 380 amino acids. Gene Ontology annotation, biological process: peptidyl-tyrosine sulfation. Gene Ontology annotation, molecular function: protein-tyrosine sulfotransferase activity. Lineage: Eukaryota; Metazoa; Chordata; Actinopteri; Spariformes; Sparidae. The record is from RefSeq and is a predicted model, not a curated record.